AUGUCCAACUACGGCACCAACAACCACAGCCACCGCGACGAGGAGAACCAGGCCCUUCUUAACGGCCAGCCCAUCGUCGUCGUCGAGGAGACCACCUUCUUUGGCCGCACCUUCACCCACGUCCACCACCACCGCAAGAGAUACUUUGCCCUCUGGCUCCUCGCUGCCGUUUCGGCCAUUAGCAUCGUUCUUGGUCUCUACCACUACCACAAGAGCCAGGGUAACGACGUCUUCAACCUCAACGGCAAGAAGGACCACGUCUGCGAGUCUGACCGCUCUUACCCUAUCGCCAUCCUUUUGUCCAUCUUCUUUGGAUACGUCGGAAUUGACCGCUUCUACCUCGGAUACAUCAUCUCGUCGUUGUUGAAGCUCGCCACCGCCGGAGGAUUCGGUAUCUGGUACAUCAUCGAUAUCAUCCUCAUCGUCAUCGGUGGUCUCCCCGAUCACAACGGAUGCUCCCUCAUCGCUCCCUAA
Linnemannia hyalina is the source of this 474-nucleotide messenger RNA. Lineage: Eukaryota; Fungi; Mortierellomycota; Mortierellomycetes; Mortierellales; Mortierellaceae. The record is from the annotation of a GenBank genome assembly.